AUGAGCUGUAACCUUGAUACGCGUGCUCGCUGUGAGAGACCUAGCGUGGUGCAACCAGGCAGUACCACAAAGUGUAUGGCGAACUCGCUGCUCUUCCUGUACAGAGUUUUAUCGGUCUUUGUUUUGCUCGGUGCAGUAACGUACCUCCGCGUGUUUCAGCACGAUCUUUCUUUAAUAACUUUCUCAUCGCAGACUUUAGUUCUCCUCGCUGUUUCAUUGACAACGCUUCAUUUGGUAGCGCUGCUUAACUGCCGACGAUCGAGGUCGCAGCCCAUCAUGAUAGCCUUAUCAAGAGACGUUCAUGCAGAGCAUCAUUUUCCAGAACUCGAGGCGGACGUAUCGCCACAGUUCGUGUUGGACGAUGUGGAAGAAGGUAGCUCUGGUACGGCGGACACGUCAAUUUCGCGGGAAAUGGAGCGCUCGAAGACAGUGCAUUCGGUGUCGAUGCAUAAUCGGGAAGACUCGGUUUCGAUGUGGCAGCAAUAUCCCGCCCAUACCCGGUCCGAAGCGCCUUGCUCCAAGUUACCAGCUUUCGUCGAGAGCGUGUUUCUCCUGGCAUUGGCAAAUUCAAUUUUUCUGGAUGCCGUCUGGUGGCUCAUAUUACGCCCGCGGGGGGAGCCUUCUGCGCCUCGACGGUUUUCGACGUAUUUGCUACAUGGACCGAUUAACGUUAUCAUGGGUUCGAUGGAAGUGUUGAUCGGCACGAUCAGAGCUCGUAGAGCAGCUCUGGUUAUGGGCUCACUAUAUCUAGCGCUGUACUUUUUGUUCGCAUUCAUGUAUCACCAGGCACGAGGCGAAUGGUUAUAUUUUUUCCUGAACCCUCGCUCACGGAGGAAUUGGUUCAUUCUAAUCGGCCUAGUGAGCUGGUACUACGCCUGCUAUGCGCUGAUCUUCCUCGUGGUCGCUGCACGUGACUGGAUGAAGGUCCGACUCGCAUUGCGCGCAAAAUAG
Cyanidioschyzon merolae strain 10D is the source of this 951-nucleotide messenger RNA. RefSeq lists its product as hypothetical. The coding region runs from base 1 to 951 and encodes 316 amino acids. The record is from RefSeq and is a predicted model, not a curated record. Lineage: Eukaryota; Rhodophyta; Bangiophyceae; Cyanidiales; Cyanidiaceae. The transcript has a single exon. Gene Ontology annotation, cellular component: membrane.